This is a messenger RNA of Paramecium sonneborni, 1519 nucleotides long. Lineage: Eukaryota; Ciliophora; Oligohymenophorea; Peniculida; Parameciidae. The record is from the annotation of a GenBank genome assembly.
AUGAAUAAUGUUACAGCAUCUUUGAAGGAUUUAUUACCUUCGAACUAAAAGGCUGUGAUUAAGUUCAAAAUAACCGCUGGUAAGAAAAUAGAAUCAGUCUGCUAAUGCAAUCAAAAAAGUUGUAUGAUAUGUUCUCGUAAAAGAUCAUCAUCAAUGCUUUCAUUAAAAUCAAUAAAAAACUCAGUUGUUGUUGAUGAAAACUCUCCUGGUCCUAAAAGAACAGAUAAUAAAAACAAUUUUGUAAUUUAAUCUAGCCUUCUUUCUAAGUAACUAUCAAGAUAAGUAUCUAACCAUCAAAUCCAAAACUAAUUUUAUAAUGGAAAGAUUAAUUAGGAAUCAAAAGGAAGCACUAAUUCAACAACAUGGAUAAUGACAAAUUCUCAUUCUCGAAAAAUAUCAGUAGAUAGUCCAAUAAAAGAAUUAUAGUAAUAAAACUUAAAUUCAAUGGGAAUAGGAAGACAUUCAUUUAAAUUUUUAUAUGUUGUAGGUAAGGGAGGCUUUGGAAAAGUUUGGAGAGUAGAAAUGAAAGCAAAUAGAUAAGAGUUCGCUUUAAAAGAAAUGUUAAAAACAAAGUAUAUCUAUAAAAAAUUUAGAAUCAUAACCAAAAGAUCAGUAAAUUCAGUUAUGAAUGAGAAAUUCUUACUUGAACACUUGAAGCAUCCUUUUAUAGUGAAUAUGCAUUAUGCAUUUUAAGAUAGAGAGAAUCUAUAUUUAGUUUUAGAUUUAUUAAGAGGAGGGGAUUUAAGAUAUCAUAUAGGUAGAGUGAAAAGGUUUUCUGAGGAAUAAACAAGUAUUUGAAAUAUAAAUAAUAGAAUUUUUUGCAUGUUGUAUUUUAUUGUCUUUACAAUAUUUACAUUAACAUGGUAUAAUACAUAGAGAUGUAAAACCUGAGAAUUUAGUAUUUGAUAAAGAGGGAUUUUUAAGAUUAACAGAUUUAGGAGUGGCUCGUUUAAAUAAAGAUAGUAUAGCUAAUGAUACUUCAGGUACUCCUGGAUAUAUGGCACCUGAAGUAAUGUGUAGAAUGGAGCAUUCAUUUCCUGUUGAUUAUUAUGCAGUUGGUGUUAUUGUUUAUGAACUUUUAAUUGGAAAAAGACCUUAUAAUGGAAAAAAUAGAUAAGAAAUUAGAGAUUAAAUAUUAGCUAAAUAAAUAUAAAUUAAAGAAAACACUCCAGGUUUAAGUAAUAAAGCUAUUGAUUUUGUUAAUAAAGUAUAUUAAUAUUACAAUAAUAUAUAAUAGUUACUCAUUAGAAAACCUUAGUAAAGACUCGGCUUUAAUGGAAUUGAUGAAAUUUUUAGUCAUUCUUGGUUACACAAUUUUCCAUGGGGAAAACUUUUAAAUAAAGAAAUUAGAUCUCUUUAUGUUCCUGGAGUAAAUUAUUAUUAUUUUAUUUAGAGUAUUGAUGGUAAUUAUGAUUUUUAAAGUUAAAUCUCAGCAGACAGUGAACCUUAAGAAGACAGUUCAAUGGUUUUAAGAAGGAAAAGUGUUUAAGGCUUAUUUGAAGGAUAUAAAUUCUAAUGA